Messenger RNA from Paraphaeosphaeria sporulosa, 840 nucleotides. RefSeq lists its product as uncharacterized. The record is from RefSeq and is a predicted model, not a curated record. Lineage: Eukaryota; Fungi; Ascomycota; Dothideomycetes; Pleosporales; Didymosphaeriaceae. The coding region runs from base 1 to 840 and encodes 279 amino acids. The transcript has 3 exons.
AUGUUUUCCAUCAGAUUAGCCGCUCUUGCAGCGGCCGCGCUCUUCUCAAUGGCCUCUGCCGACGACUCGUCGUCUUCGUCGUCCAAGAUCGUCUCCAUCCCCACACCAACCGCGACGGUCGCGGUCAGUGCCAUGUCGACCCUAGGCUGCUUUGCUACCGGCGUGCCUCUCGAGGACCACGGCAAGGGCAAAUUUGUCACUGCCGGGUCGUGCCAGCAGAUUUGUGUUCAACUCGACAAGAACGUGCUGGGUCUCUCCGAUGGUGAACGCUGCUGGUGUGGAGACAAGUUCCCGCCCAGGGACACCAAGAUCGACGACAAGAAGUGCACGAGCAUGUGCUCGGGUGACGACACCACAGUCUGCGGUGGCGCUGGAUUGCUGUGGGUAAUGACGACCGGAAACACGCGCAACGUUAUCGAAUACGCGGACCCCAUCGUUGAAUCUUCGUCCUCUCCAAGCGCUUCCAAGACGGCUUCGCCAACAAGCAGCUCGGCCCCCGAAUCCGCCGCCGCUAGCAGUGCGACAUCCGAACCAGAGAAAAAGGGCGCCAGCACGGCCGGCAUCGCAGCUGGUGUCGUCGUUGGCGUGGUCGUCCUCGCUGCUAUCAUCGGUGGUGUCUUCUUCUACCUACGGCGGCAGAAGAGGCAGGCGGUCGAGGAGGAGUACCGUCGCCAGGCGGCCGUCAACUCAUUCGUGUCGGGAGGCAAGCUCCACACGAGCAACUCGUCCAUGACGGAUUCGCGUCUGGACCCAGAAUUUAUGGCCAGGAGGCAAAGCAACGGCAGUAUUGCAGACAAUGAGGACUACUCGAGGCGGAUAUUGAAGGUUACGAACGCAUAA